AUGGGGAACGAACUCGCUGUUCCAUCUCGCGGAAGGGCUGGUGGACAAGAAAAAGUAGACCUUCCAGAUGUUGAUUUGAAUGAAUUUCGCUCCAUGAUGCAAAAAAUGUCCGGAAACAUGCUGGAAGAUAUGCAAGAUUUUCUGCAGAACCUCCAAAAUGUAAGCUCAAAGUUACAGAAAAAUGCCAUUAAGGACGAGGAUUUAUUUGAAAAGUUAACAGUUAAUGCUGCUUCCAUUGACUAUAUUGAUCCAAACGUGGACUCGACACCUUUGAUGGUUUGUGCAGCGCUGCAACGAAAAGAGUUAGUCAACAAACUUUUAGCAAAGGGCGCCAAUCCUAAUGUGGUCAAUAAAAAAGGUCACACUGCUCUGACUUUAGCUUGUUUGGCAGGUGAUGAAGCGAUUGUUGAACUAUUGGCAGAGAAAACAUUAGAUAUUAAUGCGGUGUUUAAUGAUGGGAACACAAAUCUUCAUGUAGCAAUUUUAGGGAAACACAAGAAAAUAGUGCGGGACUUGAUAGAUAAAGGAGCAGACAUACACAAACAAAACUAUGAAAAAGAUAAUGCAAUAAUGUUAGCUUCUGGCCGAGGAUUGAGAGACAUUGUAGCUCUACUGAUAGAUAAAGGCGCUGAUGUCAACAGCAAAGAUUUGCGACAUUGGACCCCACUGAUGUCGUGUGCACAAGGUAAUUAUUAUGAAGUAGCAGAGCUGCUAAUAGAACAUGGCGCUGAUGUAAACGCCACACAACUUUCAGGUGGAACGGCCCUGCAGAUAGCCGCAGGUCAUGGACAUGUAAAAACUGUUAAGGUUCUCCUUAAAGCCGGGGCAGAUAUUGACCAUGUCAAUAAAUUAGGACAUACGGCAUUGCUAGUGGCUUGCGCUAAAGGAAAGAUUGAAACAGUCAAAACUCUCAUUAAAUAUAAAUCAAAGAACAAGUUACCAAACGAAGAGGUCAGUAAGGCUUGGAUAAAUAUUAAAACAAAAGAUGGCCGAACAGCACUUUUUGUAAGCUCUAUUAGUGGAUAUUCCGACAUAGUCAAUUGUCUGUUACAAGCCGGUGCAGACCCAAACAUUGAAGACCAAAAAGGAUAUACACCACUGAUGUGCGCUUGUCAAGAAGGCCACUUAGAAGUUGUGGAAUCUUUACUACAAGCUAAUGCAGACGAUCUAAAAGAAAGUAACGAAGGUCUAACUGCAUUAUAUUAUGCCGUGUCUCGCGGACAUAAACACGAAGCUCGGCUGCUGUUAAACAGGAGAGACAAACCAUAUCCUAACAUCAAUAAGAGGCUUAAUAACGGAACUGGUUUACUAGAUAUGGCUGCCGCUAAAGGACACACUCAGAUAUUAAAGAUGCUGAUAGAUGCAGGAGCUGAUGUCAAUUUUGCCAGUGCUGACGGGCUAAGGCCGGUGUUUCCCUGUUCUUUAAACGGAAACAAAGAAAUAGUCUAUGUACUGACCUCAGCUGGUGCUGACGUUAAUUUGAGUGAUGAGAAAGGAAAUACGCCUCUGAUUCUGGCAUGUUCCAAUGGACACACAGAUAUCGUAACACAUCUGGUAGAAAAAGGGGCAUUGGUAAAUGUUUUAAACACAGAUGGACGAACUCCACUUAUGCAGGCAGCCUCCGCUGGUAAUGAAGAAAUUAUCGAAUAUCUUAUCGAAAGAAAAGCAGAUUUGAAUGCUGUGGAACAAAGAGGAUGGAAUGCUUUGAUGAUUGCUUCACACCCUGGUAAUAUCAAAGUAUGUACAUCCUUGAUUAAGCACGGUAUCAGCUGCGAUGCCAGAUCAAGAGAAGGUGUUACUGCACUUCACAUUGCUGCGGGACAUGGGCACUAUAACAUUGUGAAACUACUAAUUGAUAAAGAGGUUAAUGUAAAUGUUGUUGACAAAGACGGUAAUACUCCGUUGAUAAAUGCAUCAAAUAAUGGCCAUUCUUCUGUAGUUCAGUUACUGGUAGACAACAAUGCUAAUGUUGAUGCUGAGAAUGAAAAUGGUGUAUGUCCGAUAAUUUUAAGUGCUAAUGGAGGUAACGGAGAUAUCGUUGAUAUUCUAUUACUAGCAAAUGCUAAAGUAAACACUACCGAUAAGGAAGGUGCAACUCCUCUUCACAAAGCUGCAUCAAAUGGCCAUGUUCAUAUUGUCAAUGCUUUGGUAGAGGCCAAGGCAUUGAUAAACAUAACUGACAAGGAGAAACACACACCUCUGAUGAGAGCUGCUCGUAAUGGAAAUGCAGAUAUUGUCACGAUGCUCCUUGCUAAAGGGGCUGAUGUUGACCAAUGUGGAGAUAGAGGCUGGACGUCACUGAUGUUGGCUGGUCAGUCUGGAAAAACAGAAUGUAUGAGGGUGUUAUUGAGCAACAAAGCUGAUACAGAACCCAGAGAUAAUAAGGGUCAUAGCGUGCUUCACAUCUGUGCAAACAAUGGCCACAAACACGCUGUACUGCUACUCAUCGAACAUGAAGCUAACCCUGCUGUAAAAAAUAAUAAUGGAUGCAGUCCCUUGAUGCUGGCAUCUCAUAAUGGUCACACUGAUAUUGUCCAAUAUUUACUUCAACUAGAAAAAGUAAAAAGAAAAGUAAAUGAGACCUUAGACUGGAAGGAAUAUAAAAGUGGAGACACAGCACUUAUCAUGGCUGCCAGACGUGGCCAUACAGCCAUAGCUAAAGCUCUGAUAGAAGCUGGAGCUUCUGUCGAUGAGAAGAAUAAACACCACAGCACAGCCCUCAACAUUAGUGCUCAAAAUGGGUAUUCCAAGAUCGUUGAUGAUUUGCUGGUAGCAAAGGCUAAUGUAGACCUACCAGAUUUAGACGGAGAUACGCCUCUGUUAUCUAGUGCACUAACAGGACAAGAUCACGUCAUUCAAUCACUAAUACAAGCUGGAGCUGACAUGUUUGUAAAAAAUAAAUCUGGGAAAACAGCUUUAGUGGUUAGCGCUGAGAAAGGCCACCGUCAAACAGUGAAACUACUUUUAGAAAAAGGUGAAAACAAACACAGUCAAGAAGAUCUGCAAAACGCGAUGUACAUAGUCCACCGAUACGGAUUUACUGACAUUCUGUCUAUGAUUGGGGAAAUGACUGGACAGGAAUUCAAGAACGAUGGUGCUCCUGAUUUCGGAAUAACACUGCCAGAGGAUAGAGUGACUCUGUUUUCGAAUCUUCCUUGCUCAAAAGGAUUACCAGAUUCUUCAAAAGUUAUCAUUAAUGAGUAUAAUUCACGCUCCGUUGAAGUACAUACGACUAAAGAUGGAAAGACAGUCAACAUUGUUAACAACAUCAAUAUUCAACAAGUGAAUACAAUGACGUCAAUUAUGGGCGAGAACAAUAAAAUUACCAGUGGAAGUGCUGAAGGAGGAAUACAGAACCAAGAAAGGUCCAUGAAUGAUUUCAAGUUAACAAGCGAUGGUAGAAUGAGUCUGUUCACCCCAAAUUCAGAUUGAAGUAUAAAAUAAUUUAUUUGGCAGUCAGAAAUCACAACCUAAUUAUAUUUUUGUUUUCCUUAAAACGUAUUCCUAGAAUCAAAAUUACAGCAGCUUAAAAAGAACU
Physella acuta is the source of this 3538-nucleotide messenger RNA. RefSeq names its product ankyrin-3-like. Lineage: Eukaryota; Metazoa; Mollusca; Gastropoda; Physidae. Gene Ontology annotation, molecular function: protein binding. The record is from RefSeq and is a predicted model, not a curated record.